UAAUGGAAAUGAUAUUAUAGAAGAAGAAAGAUCGAGAAAGAGAUUUACAGAGCUUGUAAAGAAGUGACAUUUAUGGAUCUGUAAAUGCAAUUUCUUCAUCUUCAAUCUUCAUUCUUCAUCUUCGAUUCGAUGUUCAUUCCGUUUCUCUAAUCACAUUCACCUCCAUUUCCAUGAGCUACAAGCCAGAGAAUCAAUGGCCUCCACUGUCGUUGUUCCAGUUCAUACGUAGGCGAUUCCAGUAAAGUCAUUUCGCGAUGAAAACGAUUUGGAAAGGAGCGAUUUCGAUGCUAUUCAUCGUUGUACUUCUCAUUACCUACACCGCUUUUACAGGAACAGUUGAUCCGAGAUCCUACUUCUUCCCCCUUUUACAGCAGUCGCAGCAGGUUAACUUCUCAUCUGCUCCUUGUUACUCUCAAGUUCCUCUCAAGGUUUACAUGUAUGAACUCCCUCGGAGAUUUCACGUCGGAAUGAUGAAUCGUCGGAGAUCUGAAGAAGGAACUGUCAACGCAAGGAAUUUACCGCCGUGGCCGAGGAAUUCGGGGCUUAAGAAGCAGCAUAGUGUUGAGUAUUGGAUGAUGGCGUCGCUACUUUACGAAUGGAGUGGAAAUGAUGAGAAUCGGGAGGCGGUUAGGGUUUUGGAUCCGGUAAUCGCAGAUGUUUUCUUCGUUCCUUUCUUCUCUUCAUUGAGUUUCAAUACUCAUGGACAUAAUAUGACGGAUCCAGCUACGGAAUUUGAUCGUCAAUUACAGGUUGAUGUUAUGAAAUUUCUAAGGCAAUCUAGUUACUGGCAGACUAAUCAGGGUCGAGAUCAUGUAAUUCCAAUGCAUCAUCCAAAUGCAUUUAGAUUCCUUAGAGAUCAAAUCAAUUCUUCGAUUCUCAUAGUAGCUGAUUUUGGUCGCUAUUCAAGGAUCGUGUCCAAUUUGACUAAAGAUGUAGUGGCACCUUAUGUACAUGUGGUGGACUCGUUUACAGAUGAUUUCUCUCCUAAUCCUUACGAGACUCGAACUACCCUACUCUUCUUCCGAGGAAGAACAGCGAGGAAAGAUGAAGGGAUUGUUCGAGCUAAACUGAAGAAGAUAUUAGUUGGAUAUGAAGAUGUCCAUUACGAAAACAGCUAUGCAAACGAUGAAAGCAUAAAAGUGUCCUCGGAGGGAAUGCGAUUGUCAAAGUUCUGUUUAACUCCGGCAGGAGACACACCAUCUUCCAACCGACUGUUUGAUGCUAUCGCGAGCCAUUGUGUGCCUGUGAUAGUGAGCGACCAAAUUGAACUCCCGUUUGAGGAUGAACUGGACUAUACAAAAUUUUCAAUCUUCUUCUCGGUUAAGGAAGCUUUAAUCCCGGGUUAUAUGGUAAACCAGCUUCGACAAUUACCUAAAGAGAAGUGGUUAGAAAUGUGGAAGCAGCUCGUGAAAAUCUCCCAUCACUUUGAAUACCAGUAUCCUCCUAAAGAAGGAGAUGCGGUUAAUAUGAUAUGGAGACAGGUCAAACACAAGUUAAAUGCGAUGAAACUGGCUGUACAUAGAAACCGGAGGCUGAAAAUCCCAGAUUGGUGGGGGAGAAGGUGAUAUAAACUGUAUACAUUACAUACUAAUGCACGAAUAAUUAACGGGUUGAAACCCUAAUCGGAGAAAGUCUUUCAUUUGGGAACCGGAGAUUUACAGGAACUUCGAAAAGCUAAUACCUAGUUAGCACAUAGUAUAUCCACCAGUUUUUUCACUACAAAAAUCUGUACAUUGAUUCAUUCUAGUUGAUUUUGUAGACAUUACUCGUGUUUGUCUCUAAUACAAUAUUUUGAUGAUUUUAUAUGUUUUAA
Impatiens glandulifera is the source of this 1813-nucleotide messenger RNA. RefSeq names its product probable arabinosyltransferase ARAD1. The transcript has 4 exons. The record is from RefSeq and is a predicted model, not a curated record. Bases 255 to 1565 code for a protein of 436 amino acids. Lineage: Eukaryota; Viridiplantae; Streptophyta; Magnoliopsida; Ericales; Balsaminaceae. Gene Ontology annotation, molecular function: glycosyltransferase activity.